Alligator mississippiensis (American alligator) is the source of this 4605-nucleotide messenger RNA. It is a transcript of the gene TNFRSF8, whose product is annotated as TNF receptor superfamily member 8. Lineage: Eukaryota; Metazoa; Chordata; Crocodylia; Alligatoridae. The record is from RefSeq and is a predicted model, not a curated record. Gene Ontology annotation, molecular function: protein binding. The transcript is spliced from 11 exons. Bases 239 to 1786 code for a protein of 515 amino acids.
UGCGAGCCCCGGCGGGGCUGGGGGCAGGACCGUGCCGGGCGCUGCGGUCUGCGCGCUCCCUCGGCCCCGGCAGCCUCCUGUCUCAUGCUCUCGGUUUGAUUCCGGGGUUUCAGAUCUGCCGCCUCCGCCUCGCCAGCGCCACAGCCGCUCCCGGGCUCCGCCAGCCCGCACCGCACCGCGCCGGGGCCGGGCCGCGGGAUGCGCUAGCUCUGCGGGCUGCUGCCGGGGUCCAGAGCCGAUGGCUGCGCCGCUGCUGCUGGUGCUGGUGCUGCCGCUGCUGUGUCAGGCAUCAGGGCUCUUGGCCAAGUCCUGUGACAAGCUUAAUAACCAGUUCUACGAUGAAGCUUCAAAAAAAUGCUGCUACCACUGUCCCACAGGCUCCAUUAAACAGACACCAUGCCCUACUAACUUGGACAAAGACUGCAGGUGGUGCGAGCCUGAGCAGUACCUGAAGGAGGCACAUCCAAAGCCACGUUGUGAGGCCUGCGUGUCAUGCAUGACAGAACAAGACCUCGUAGAGAAAGCCCCCUGCACCUUCAAUUCCAGCAGGGUGUGCGAGUGCCGGGCAGGAUUCUUCUGUAAAAUGUCAGUCCUGAACACUUGUGCACGAUGCGACCGUCACACCAGCUGCUCUCCUGGGUAUGGAGUCAAAGUCAGAGGCACCUCCAAAACAGAUGUCACCUGCCAAGUGUGUCCUCCAGGCACCUUCUCUGACCGGCUUUCCAGCACAGAAACCUGCAGGCCCCACACAGACUGUGCCAAGCUGAGCAAGGUAGUGAUGACCAAAGGAAACGCCACCCGCGACCAAGCGUGCAAAGACCCAUCUCCCAACGUCCUCAGUUGGGUCCCUACGCUCGGAACAUUUAAAAACAGUACCCAGGGCACUGAGCCAGCCGGGGUGCCCUCCCAACACACCCAACCCCCUCAUGGGAAAAGCCAGCCUUCCCACCUUGAGCAUCCUGUUGACUCCAGACGGGCAACCCAUACCAGCCUCCUGAGCGCUGUGACCUCUGGCAAUGUCCAUCCAACUGCUGGAGGAACCGCUGGUGGAACAGAUACAAAGCCAGCUGCUGGCACUUUCCUGACCUCAAGUGUAGCCACAAGGAAGACUGUGAAGGAAGAGAAUGGCAGCUUCAUUCCCUGGGUCAUGGUGGUCCUCCCAGUGACGUUGUUGCUUGGGGCCAUGGGAGUGUUUUGGCAAAAGAAGUUUUGCAAGCGGCGGAUCUUCACCCUCAUAAGGAAGACAGCUCCUAAUGUGUACCAAGUCCCUACACAACAACCCAGGCCUGGAUCUCAAGGGCCCGAUUUGAUGAAGACUUGUGCAAGGAGAAUCAGUAUGUUGAAAGCUGAAAAGGGGCCAGAAGAGAGGGAGCUAAUUACCAGAAGCCCCAACAUGGAAACCAACAACAACUCGCCUUCCAGCACAGAGAAAACUCAUGGGCCUGAGCUGAGUCUGGCCGAGGUGAACCAGAGCAGUGGAAAUUCCCUAGAUUGCCCAGUCGAUGCUCGUGUGAGGGACCACACUAAUAACCGGAUCGAGAAAAUUUAUAUCAUGAAAGCAGACACAGUGAUUGUGGGCUCCAUCUCGGAAGUGUCCGGAGGCAAGAACUGUGCCGUUCGAGGGUAUGACAGUGAUGCUGAGGCCCAAGAAAACCCAGUGGAAACGGAUGGGGCAAUGCACUAUCCAGAGCAGGAGACAGAAUCAUUCCCAGAAAACGAUGUCAUGAUUCCCGUGGAGGAGGAAGGGAAAGAAUUCCAUCACCCCACCACUGCCACUGAGAAGUGAUGCCCUCCUGCCACCACUGCUGACAAGUGAUGAUUCCUGACAGCUGUAGAGAUGCCCACUGUGCCGACAACUGAGAGCUCGCUGGAGAGUUGUGUCUGCAUUAUUGUCUCCAAUACUGUAGGUUGUGAAAGGAUUUUUUGUACAGGGCCUCAGAGAAUCUAUUUCAUCCCCAAAAUGAGGCAUUAAUUCAAAGGAAGAAGAAUUUGUACUGCUUAUCAUAUCAGAUGUUUCUCCCUCCUCCUCCCUCUUUUUGCAUCCCACUAGAGAUGGACCUGAACCAAAACUGCAUGUACAAAAAACCCAGAAUUCUACCCUAACUUCAUGGCUUCCCCUCUCGUUUCAUGGUGGGAUAGAAUAAAACCCCAAAUGCUGACCAAACUCCUUGGCUGUGAAAUGUCAGGUCAGACUCCAGGGGCUGAAAUUGGGAGGUUGUUUCUGAAUCCCAUAUCUGAAGCUGUGUUGUUCCCACAUUAAGGUUGCCAACUGCUGGCACGUGAUAAUUGCAUUGUUCAGAGUUUUUCAGAAACUAGCCCUAUGCCUGGAUGGAUAGGAUAAAAAUCUCAGGUUUAUCAGCAUAAAAAGUCCCUAAGCCUCCUAGUUCUAGAAAAAAAAGCUUGAAAAACUUUUUCCAGUAUGUGCCUUGGAGGAUCAGAAACUAGAAGGGAGAAGAAGUGAAUACAGAAUUUGCUUGUGACUAUUAAGCCAGUUCUAUGGAUCUUGCCCCUCUGGGACUUGGCCAUACCGAUGCCUUAUGAUCUUUUCCCAGGAAAAGACUGAGAGACUGAACAUGAGGUUCUGGACUUUUGUUUCCAUGUGGAGUCUCUAUGAAAGGGGCCUUCCAGUGUAUAGGAAUGGGGUCCUGCAAGAAACACAAAGGGAAUAUGCUGAUUUUCCAAAGGAAACAAAGACUUUGAGGAAAGGGGGCCUUGAUUUUUCCCUAGAACAUUAUCCAUGUCUGAUUGUUCAAGGAGAAUUGCUGGUACCAUCCUGGUAGCACUAGUUUAUUUGCAUGCUAGUGGUCCACACUGUGUUGUGGAAAUUGCUGCCAUAACCAAUUAGACGGGAUGCCUGCAUGCAGCUCACGUGGUUUGAAUACCAAGUGCCAUGUUGGUGGUGGCACUUGAGCACACAACUUUGGGAAAUGAGUGCCUUGGCUGCCUGUGCCUCUAUCGUCAAAGAGGGAACCCCAGGAUCAUUAUCUGCUCCUCAGGGCUGUGCUGAGUGGCAUGCGGUGACAGCACCUAUUUUGGUGCCUUCUGUCUGAGAUUCUCAGGGUGUUGUGGCGGCCGAGGGCAGUCUAAGGCUAUGGCCAGUAGCCCGGACCGUCAGGUGGGUAUUUUCCACGAUGGAAUAGAGUUAGGCACAGAAGCGUAUUGGUUGUAUAAAGAAAGCUUUACUUACACUGCCGAUGGUUGCAGUGCAGGAAGAAAACUUGCGUGAAUUACAGUUGCACACAAACGCACAGGGGUGAGAUCUCUCUUCAAACUGAACUGAGAUGAGUCGUCGGUGUACGACUCCACAAGCGCUCAACACGGGGGUACGUCAAUAUUUCCACGAUGACGGGGAGUGGUUAGAGGCUGAUCAGGCCCCUAAGUUCUCCUCCAAGACACACGUGGAGUUUGCUAGGCUCCACAGCGCGCUUAGAGUUCCCCACGAGAUGGUUGUGGAGUCCUCCAACUUGGGCGGAAACUGCUCUAACCUUUUAUACGGCUAGCAAACCAAUCGCUAGCCGCCAGGUAGGAAUAAUUUAGAAUUGACAAAUAGUGGGACACAAAUUUGCGUACGUGUGGCGGGAACUCUUUUGCACCGGGGUUUUCUCUCUGCAGCUGAGAAAUCCACCGUGCAAAGAAAGCUCCAUGUGGAGGGAAAAUUUCAAUGUGCCGAGGCACUAAAAAUCAUUGGGUUAUGACAGGUGGUUCCCAAACCAUAGUGAAGCUUCCAAUGUUGUUUACAAGGGCAGCACAGACCUAUAUACCACUUCUAUAGUGGUAGAAAACAGGCAUGGAGAGACCCAACUGAGGACAGAAUAUAGUGGGGCAAGUAAUAGACUCCCUGGCCUGUGCCGUCCCCACUUGUGCCUCUAAUCCCCUGGGGAAGUGGCUGUGGGCUGAGUGGGAGUGCCCCCAUGGCUUCCUCUGUGACUCCUCCUUUCAUCUCUGUGAAAGUUGCCUAUACUGUACAAUGCUUGGUUUAGAGUGUUGCUGCUGUUGCAGCCCCCUCCGAACGAGCCAGGAGAGCAGAUAACACACCCCUUUUCUGUGUAUAUUACCUGUUAUGCUUGCUGUUGUCAUUGACAAGCUAAUCGCCCUCUAAAGCCAAGGAAAAGGAGUCCUGGUCUUCUUUUUAUCUUCGUUCUCUUCACUGCCUGAGCAGGCCAGGAGGUAAAGAAGGAAGGAACAGAAAUGACUUAUUUUACUAAAAGGGUUUCAAAAUUAUUCUGCAGCAGAAGCUUGGCCCACCAGACACCGCCCAGAAUCCACAGUUCCAGGAGGAAGUGAGACAAAGGGCAAGCGCCAUAUACUUCCACCAUUCAUGCUGCAUUAUUUGCCAGGUUUCUGAAAGGACUCCCAAGCAAAAAGAAGCUUCUCUCUGUUGGGUAGAUGCUGGCCUGCCAUGUGUACAGCAGUUCUCAUAGCAGUAAACUUGCCAAAGGGUUCAUUGUGAUAAAGGACUCGUAUAUUCUUGCCCAGUAUAGACAGUCACCUUGUUAACAGAACAGCUCUAAUGGAAUGGCAUGAAGCACUUACCUGCUAUACAAACUGUUUGCUGUUUGUGGUGUCCAUUUAGAUAACCUUUGCUAUUAAAAAAUAUGCAUAUUG